Carya illinoinensis is the source of this 1310-nucleotide messenger RNA. RefSeq names its product farnesyl pyrophosphate synthase 1-like. Gene Ontology annotation, biological process: trans, trans-farnesyl diphosphate biosynthetic process. Gene Ontology annotation, molecular function: (2E,6E)-farnesyl diphosphate synthase activity; dimethylallyltranstransferase activity. The record is from RefSeq and is a predicted model, not a curated record. The transcript is spliced from 12 exons. Gene Ontology annotation, cellular component: cytoplasm. The coding region runs from base 51 to 1079 and encodes 342 amino acids. Lineage: Eukaryota; Viridiplantae; Streptophyta; Magnoliopsida; Fagales; Juglandaceae.
AGCACUUUUCAGUCUUCACUGCCCUCUCUAAAAGCUCUGCGUGGGUGUCAAUGGCGGAUCUGAAGUCAAACUUUCUGAAAGUAUACUCCGUCCUGAAAUCGGAGCUCCUUGAAGACCCUGCUUUCGAAUGGACCGAUGAUUCUCGGCAAUGGGUUGAGCGGAUGCUGGACUACAACGUGCCUGGAGGGAAGUUAAACAGGGGGUUGUCCGUUAUUGACAGCUACAAACUGCUGAAAGAAGGAAAGGAAUUAACUGAAGAUGAAUUUUUCCUUGCUAGUGCUCUUGGUUGGUGUAUCGAAUGGCUUCAAGCAUAUUUUCUUGUUCUUGAUGACAUUAUGGAUAGCUCUCACACACGGCGUGGUCAACCUUGCUGGUUCAGAUUGCCAAAGGUUGGUCUGAUUGCUACAAAUGAUGGGGUUCUUCUUCGAAACCAUAUACCCAGGAUUCUUAGGAAUCACUUCAGGAACAAACGCUACUAUGUCGAUCUGCUCGAUUUGUUUAACGAGGUGGAAUUUCAGACAGCUUCAGGACAGAUGAUAGAUUUGAUUACUACAAUUGAAGGAGAAAAAGAUCUGUCCAAAUACACUUUGUCACUUCACCGCCGCAUUGUUCAGUACAAGACUGCCUAUUACUCAUUUUACCUUUCGGUUGCAUGUGCAUUGGUUAUGUCGGGUGAGAAUCUGGACAAGCAUACUGAUGUAAAGAAUAUUCUUGUUGAAAUGGGGGUCUACUUUCAAGUACAGGAUGAUUAUUUAGAUUGCUUUGGAGAUCCUGAAACAAUUGGCAAGAUCGGAACAGACAUUGAAGAUUUCAAGUGUUCUUGGUUGGUGGUAAAAGCAUUGGAGCUAAGCAACAAGGAACAAAAGAAAAUACUACAUGAGAACUAUGGGAAACCAGACCCAGCCAAUGUUGCAAAAGUAAAGGCUCUCUACAAAGAACUUGAUCUUCAGGGUGUAUUUGCUGAGUAUGAGAGCAAGAGCUAUGAGAAGUUGACAGCCUCUAUUGAAGCUCAUCCGAGCAAAGCAGUUCAGGCAGUGUUGAAGUCAUUCUUGGGUAAAAUAUACAAGAGGCAAAAAUAGAGUCGUGAGAGAGAAAGGUCGGAAGAUGAAUGCCAGAAUGGUCUCAGCCUUUUAUACUGAUUUGUAUCUCUAUGUUUCCCAUUAAAAAGGAAUAAUCUCUUUGCAUUAUAGUCUUGUAAAACAAUUUUCUUGCUGCUGGUUUUGCUUAGUUUUGUUUCCAUUUCCAAAUAAACAUCUAUGAUUUUGUAUUUUCAAUUGAUAUUAGCCAUCAGUGAAUGCCUUAAGUACCAA